Messenger RNA from Paramisgurnus dabryanus, 4215 nucleotides. It is a transcript of the gene raver2, whose product is annotated as ribonucleoprotein, PTB-binding 2. NCBI's taxonomy places the organism in Eukaryota, Metazoa, Chordata, Actinopteri, Cypriniformes, Cobitidae. Gene Ontology annotation, cellular component: nucleus. Gene Ontology annotation, molecular function: mRNA binding. The record is from RefSeq and is a predicted model, not a curated record.
UACAAGUUGCUUAAGCGGGACAGUUCAUAGGCAGAACGAGUUUAGUUUUCUAUCGGUGGAGGUCGCCCGCCGUACUGCUGUGGGGGUGAUCCACACUACUUUCAAGUGUGCCGUCGAUGGGUUUGACUAGAAACACAGACGCCCACCUAUCCGCUCUAUCCGACUCACUUUCCACCGAGCGCUGCAAAAUGGCGGCCGCUUCAUCCAUCCAGCCGCCGACCGUACACGCGACGAAGCGGGAAAAUUCACCUCACCCGGAGUCUGACAGCCCCGCGAGCCGACAGGAUGACGACGCAGCAUCCGAGGGGUUCGCCAUCCUCAGAGAUCUACCGGAACUGGACCCGGAGGAGAUUGAAAGACGUUUGGAGAAAACUCGCAGAGAGCUGAGCAACAGGAGGAAGAUCCUUAUUAAGAACCUGCCACAGGACACCACUAACCAGGAAGUCCAUGACAUUCUACGUGAGUACGAGCUCAAAUACUGUUUCGUGGACCGGAACAAAGGAACAGCCUUCGUAACUCUUCUAAACGGUGACCAGGCACAGGAUGCCAUCCGAAAUCUGCACCAGUCAUCAGUCCGCGGCCGUGACAUCACCGUCCAGCUACAGCCCACGGACUCUCUCCUGUGUGUCACCAACCUGCCGUACACAGUCACUGCCACCCAGUUUCAGGAGCUGGUGCGGGCUUAUGGCAACAUCGAGCGAUGUUUCCUGGUGUACAGUGACCUUACGGGACACUCCAAAGGCUACGGCUUUGUGGAGUACAUGAAGAAGGACUCAGCCUCCAGGGCACGGUCAGAACUCCUGGGCAAACCUUUGGGCGACCGGGCACUUAUGGUGCAAUGGGCCGACGUCAACCAGCUGACCUCUACUGACCACCUUCACUCCAAGUGCCUGUGCGUGGAUCGCCUGCCGCUAGACUUUGAAGAUACAGAGGAGCUGGCGCAGAUUUUUUCAGAGCACUACAGAACUGUCUUCUGCCAGAUGGCUCAGGAUGAGGGGAGUCCAGUCCGAGGUUUCGCUGUCGUGGAGUACGAGACGGCGGAGCAGGCUGAAGCUGUUUUGCUAGAGAUGGACAGACAGCUGAUUCAGGGUCAGGAGAUUCGCCUGUCUCUCUGUCCUCCGGGAACCUCUGGGCGCAGCACGCUCGCUGCCCUCAUCGCUGCUCAGGGUGUGAUGUUGAGCAAUAAGAAAGGCUUGCUGCCUGAACCCAAUUUGGCCCAGUUCCUCAACAGCAUGACCAAUCCUGCUGCUCUCCAGGUCCUUAUGAGACCCUACCCUUCCAGCAAAAGAGGAGGAAAGUUUGGUCGACCUCAAAAUCUCCCGUUCCUACGCCCACCGCUCACGGCAGCUUUGCUACAGUUGGGAAAAGCACAGCAGAGUGCCCUUCUAGGUAAUGGUCUUGUUCUUCAGAAUCUUCUCCACAUGCAGAUGGCCCAACAACAGCUCUUACAGAUCAAAGACAAGCACGUUACUAAUGUGAGGGUGCCGGGUUUGUUGGGCGACCCUUCCCGACUUCUCCUGCAGAAAGUUUUGGGUCUUCGUGCUCCUACGGCGGUUCCUCAAGGGAAGGGGUUGCUGGGAGAUUCCCCAACAGAGUUAGGCCAGGACUCUUCUCCAGUCACAUCCCAAGGAGGGAGCUCAGGGGCUGGAAUUGUGUCACAGAUACCUGGGCGUUCACACAGAGGCUCUGCUGCUGAGCAGAACGGAGUCACAGCAAUAUCAAUGGCUGGGGAGAAACAGCCCACACCUCCAGGAACAACAGGGGGAUCUGUAUGCAGCCAAACCCAGCUGCAAAACCUCCUCCCUGGAGUUAACACACCAAGUUUGGCUCCAUUGCUGGGAAACACAACGCACAAACCUCUAGCCAAUCACCACAGCACAAGUCCACAGACUGGUACUUCUGUUACAACUCAGUCCAGUUGUCAGACAUCUCUGUUAGGAGACCCACCUAAAGAAGUCAAGUUGCCUUCCAACCCAUAUCUAAACCUGGCAAGUGUGCUUCCCGGAGUGGUACUACAAGCACCCUGCAACAGUAAACCUCAGACUGUGCAGACUCACAGUGGGACAUACAGUGCAGUCCUGCCCCCUGCCUCUCACCAACCCGGGCAAUAUAGUGCAGAGACCACACCUGCUGAAUACACUCACCAGUACGCUCAGCAAUACACACAGGAAGCCAUGCAGCAGUGGUACCAACACUACCAAGCACAGACCUAUGGCAACAACCAAGAGACCACUGCAGUACCAGAGUGCACAAAGGAGCAACCUCAGGUGGUGGUGACCUCCUCAUACGGAGACUACAGUUCCUACAUGCACGCUGUCAGUCAAUACUAUUCUCAGACGCAGAUGAGCCAGACAGCUGCUCAAGUCUACCAGCACCGAGAUGUCAGCAAGGAGGUGGAGGUAAAGGCGCCCAUGAGUGCUCCUCUACACAGCUCUCUGAACGGCAGCGCACAGCCUCUUCUACCUGCUUACAGUGCCCUUCCCAUCAUGCCUGGCUUCAUCACACCUACACACACCCACACUGCCAAUCCGGCUACGGUCACAGACUGGAAUCAGUACUAUUAUAGUCAAGCCCGAGGGCAGAAGCGAGAAUACCCCACACUGCCAACACAGGAAGUGACAUCAGAGGGACCGUAUGUAGGCCAGCACUCGCAGGGUCUCGGGGGCCAGUACGCAGAUUACUUCAAAAAGAAGAGGAUCUAACACACGCACGCACACAUAUCUCCGUGUUACUGUUGUCAUGUCUUGGCCUUAACUCGCCUAUAGCUGAUAUUUAUAAUUUGAUUGUAUAUUUAGAUUUUUGAACGUUAUGGUCAGGGUUUGUUUUUAUCACUGACCAUGUCCCAUAUGAUAUAACAGACCCCCGUACUCCCCUGUGUGCAAGUUUUACUGUAAAUGGUUAAGGGCUGAUAAAGAUAGAGCUACACUCAGAGAAUAACAUUCAUUCAAUUUUUUCUCAACCCGGGUAGGCCGAUGUAUAUUGUAUAUUCUGCGAAAUGAGUGUAUUUUUUACAGUGUACAGAAUGACGAAAACCUUAAUAUUACGUAUUGCUUAACGUGUAAUAUUUUCAUUGAGGAUUUGGGAAGCGCAUAUAGUUGCGUACGAUUAACCGUUUGUGUGCGUCCUAAAACAAAUGUUUCUGUACAUACUGCUGUAUCUGUUGGAAAGAUCAGCCAUUCUGAAUACUUCAGGAGCCUUAAAACACAGACAUGGCUUAGGCAAUAACCUCGAUUUACACUGGAGAGACUAAAAAAUAGACUUACCUCUGAUGAGGAAGGAUCGACCGCCCCAUAAUAUACUUUAAGCGCUAUAUGCUGCCAGAUUUCUUUUGGAAGAGUAAUAAUACAGUUAUAGUAGUAAUAAUCAGCUGUUGAAAGAGGUCCGAGUGGUAAUGUAUGGGCCUUAUAUGUACAGUAAUGCCAGUGCUCUGUAAUUCUGGGGUUUCAUCUCUUUAUAAUCUUUAAUGGAGUCUUAAAAGUGAACGUUUUAAUGGGUAUCUUUGUUGUCCAGUUAAAAUAUAUAUAUAUAUGGCUUGUUUAAAGGAUGUACUACAACUGCUUAAAGACAUGUUCUCAGAGAUUGGCUUGUUUGAUCUCGUACUAUAAGCAUCAAAACAAUUGCCAAAUCUAUAAAGGUAUACGCUUUAAAUAGGUGAGACAGAUCUGCCAAAAAAAAUAAAAAAUAGAUUCAAAAAGGCACUGGAAAACAAGAUAUUUAUUAAGCAUUGGAUUUUUGCUUUAUUAUGAGUGUGCUUUAUUGGUUUGUGGUUGGAUGCAGUCUGCCAGUAGAUUGCUGUUGGCUUUGUUACUGCAUAGCACGUACAGACCUGGCACGUUCAUGUGUUCGAUUAAGGCAGAGUGCCUUUGUUUUUCUACUCUUUUAAAGCAAUCAUCUUGUUUGUGCGCUCUCUAAAAGCCAUUCUUUUACCUCUACAACAGCCUGACAAUAGAUUCGAGGAGCCUGCGUUAUUGUGUCCUAGUUAUCGACUACUAUAAAGACAAUCCCUGUAUCUCAAAACCUAAACACAGAGGCCUUUUUGAGGGAAUACUAACGAUAAGAAUAAACAAAAGCCGGCUUUUGGUUUGAGAUUUGUUCGUUUCCAAAAUGAAGACAUUACAGGGAUUAUUUAAAAGGAAAACCUCACAGUUUUUCAAUAUUUUACUAUGUUCUUACCUCAACUUCGAUGAAUUAAUACAUCCUUAUUUUUUUAAUGCG